AUGUGGCUCUUGGCCGUUGUGCAUGUUGUGGGUGAACCCAUUGCGUGUGUGCGCGUGGCGUGGCAGGCAGGAGGAGGGGCGGCACAAGACAGCGCGGCGGACGGCGGAGCUGCUGCGCCUGGUGGUGUCGCAGCAGCGCAUGCCCGCCGCGCACCCCACCGCCGCCCUACUCGACGCCGACGCAUGGUGCAGGACGCAUGGACGCAUGGUGCAGUGAACCUCACCUCGCAACACAGCCCCCCUCCUUGCACCCUCGCGCACUGCCAUUGCUGCUCUCUCCCCACUGCACCGCACCCCAUUCCCUCACUUGCUGCCAGCCUGGAGGAGCACGCGCUGCAUGCUAUAUUAUGGGCCCUCACUCUCCCAACCACCACAACCACCCUCCCCCCUCCCCACCCCACACACCCUCGUGUACUUGAACCCGCCAUGGCGCGGGCAGCGGUGGUGGUGGGCAACGUGGUGCGGCGCGUGAUGCACGCCAUCCGCGAGGAGGACGCCUCGCUGCACCUCGCGCACGCACACGCGCACGCGCACGCGCAGGGGCAAGGACACUCACACGCGGGCCACGCUGCACCAGAUGUGGCCGUGCGGGGGGGAGGGGGCGCGGUGGGGGGCGAGCGGUGGGGCGAGGAGGGCGAGGGCGAGGGGCGGGGGGGAGGGGGGGCGCUGUCAGCGGCGUCGGUGGCGGGGAGCAACCGCAGUGUGCUGCUGGCGCCGUCGCUGCACAACCUGCUCGACCCCGCGCUGCUCCCCGCCACUCCCCCCUCCUCCUCCGCGCCCCUCCCCCCUUCCGCCCGCUCCUCUGAUGGCGCCUCUGCCCCCUCGCCCGCUGCCGCUGCCACUGCUGCUGCUGCCGAGCGGAAGCUAAAGCACGUGGUGAUAGAGCGAAUCAACGACCUGCUGGAGGAGAUUGACAACCACCAGUCGCAGCUCGCCGACCAGGCGCUCGAACACAUCCACCAGAAUGAGGUGAUACUAACGAUGGGUUUCAGCGACACGCUGCUGCUCUUCCUGCUCGAAGCCAGGAAGCGACGCUCCUUCCAUGUGGUGGUGGCGGAGGGCGCCCCCUGCUACGGCGGCCACAAGCUGGCGGCGGCGCUGGCAGCGCGCGGGGUGGCGGUGACGGUGAUAGCGGACGCGGGGGUGUUCGCCCUCAUGGCGCGCGUCAACCUCGUGCUGCUCGCCGCCCACGCCGUCAUGGCCAAUGGGGGGGUGCUCGCUCCCAUUGGGCUGGACAUGGUGGCACUGGCUGCGCGCCGCCACGCCGUGCCCUUCGUGGUGCUCGCCGGCAUCUUCACUAGCUCGUCUGGAUCCUCACGCUCCUGCCCUUGCGUGCGCCGCGCCCCCCACCUGCCGUGGCCCCACCAGGUGUGUCCGCUGUACCCACAGCAGGCGGGGCUGGCGGGGCUCAACGACCUGCGCUCGCCGGCGGGCGUGGUGGGGCUGGCGGAGCUCGCGCACUGGGAGGGCCUCGCGCACCUGGGGGCUGCCCUCACUGCCCAGGGGCGGGGCAGUGGCAAAGCGGGCGCACAGGGGGGUGAGGAGGCGGAGGGGCAGAGGGGGGAGGCGGGGGGGGAGGCGGGGGUGGAGGUGGAGGUGGAGGUAGUGAACCCGGCCUUUGACUACAUCCCCCCGGAGCUUGUUACUCUGCUCGUCACCGACACGUCAGUCGCCCCCCUGCAUGCCGUCUCGCUUCCCUGCAUGCCGUCUCGCUUCCCUGCAUGCCGUCUCGCUUCCCUGCAUGCCGUCUCACUCCCCUGCAUGCCAUCUCGCUUCCCUGCAUGCCGUCUCACUCCCCUGCAUGCCAUCUCGCUUCCCUGCAUGCCGUCUCACUCCCCUGCAUGCCAUCUCGCUUCCCUGCAUGCCGUCUCACUCCCCUGCAUGCCAUCUCGCUUCCCUGCAUGCCGUCUCACUCCCCUGCAUGCCAUCUCGCUUCCCUGCAUGCCGUCUCACUCCCCUGCAUGCCAUCUCACUUCCCUGCAUGCCGUCACACUCCCCUGCAUGCCAUCUCACUUCCCUGCAUGCCGUCUCACUCCCCUGCAUGCCAUCUCGCUUCCCUGCAUGCCGUCUCACUCCCCUGCAUGCCAUCUCGCUUCCCUGCAUGCCGUCUCACUCCCCUGCAUGCCAUCUCGCUUCCCUGCAUGCCGUCUCACUCCCCUGCAUGCCAUCUCACUUCCCUGCAUGCCGUCUCACUCCCCUGCAUGCCAUCUCGCUCCCCUGCAUGCCGUCUCACUCCCCUGCAUGCCAUCUCGCUUCCCUGCAUGCCGUCUCACUCCCCUGCAUGCCAUCUCGCUUCCCUGCAUGCCGUCUCACUCCCCUGCAUGCCAUCUCGCUUCCCUGCAUGCCGUCUCACUCCCCUGCAUGCCAUCUCACUUCCCUGCAUGCCGUCUCACUCCCCUGCAUGCCAUCUUGCUUCCCUGCAUGCCGUCUCACUCCCCUGCAUGCCAUCUCGCUUCCCUGCAUGCCGUCUCACUCCCCUGCAUGCCAUCUCGCUUCCCUGCAUGCCGUCUCACUCCCCUGCAUGCCGUCUCACUCCCCUGCAUGCCGUCUCACUCCCCUGCAUGCCGUCUCACUCCCCUGCAUGCCGUCUCACUCCCCUGCAUGGUACCUCACCUUCUGCCGCACGCUCUGUUCUCCCACAUGUGCGCAUGGCAGGGGCGGGCACAACCCGUCGUACAUCUACCGCCUGGUGGCGGAGUACUACAGCCCGCACGACCACAACCUCUAGCCAUCGCCUCACAUCAUUAG
This is a messenger RNA of Closterium sp. Naga37s-1, 2748 nucleotides long. The record is from the annotation of a GenBank genome assembly. Lineage: Eukaryota; Viridiplantae; Streptophyta; Zygnematophyceae; Desmidiales; Closteriaceae.